Molecule: messenger RNA, 996 nt
Organism: Raphanus sativus (radish)
Lineage: Eukaryota; Viridiplantae; Streptophyta; Magnoliopsida; Brassicales; Brassicaceae
Exons: 1
Coding region: 1-996 (331 amino acids)
Molecular function (GO): nucleic acid binding; zinc ion binding
Source: RefSeq, a predicted model, not a curated record
AUGUCAAAUUUGACAAAGUUCGAAAUUAAUGCCCUGGAUAUUACGGGAAAUAAUUAUUUGACCUGGGCAGUAGGUGCAAAAAUACACCUAAGAGGUAGCGGGCUUUUGGAAACCAUCGAUAAUACUAAAACGGUGUCGGAUGAGAAAAAGGCUAAAGCCAUGAUAUUUUUACGACACCACAUACAUGAUGGUUUAAAAGAUGAAUAUAUUACAAAAGAGGAUCCUGGGGACCUCUGGCAAUCUCUUAAAGAGAGGUUUGAUCACCAAAAGUAUGUGAUCUUACCAAAAGACAAACACGAGUGGAUCCAUAUUUGGUUCCAGGACUACAAAAGUGUAAGUGAGUUUAAUUCCGCUAUGUUCGAAAUUACUUCAAGGAUGAUGUUAUGUGGAGAGAAAAUAAGCGAUUAUGAUAUGAUCGAGAAAACUCUCUCCACGUUCCAUCCUGAGAAUGUAGUCCUGCAGCAACAGUACCGGGUGAAUGGAUUUAAGCGUUACUCGGAGUUGAUGCAAAUCCUUCUUGUAGCGGAACAAAAUAAACAACUCGUGUUGUUAAACCAUCAGGCUCGUCCCACUGGAUCUGCUCUAUUCCCCGAAGUGAAUGUUGCAUCAUUCAGUUAUGAUAAUUGGAGAGGACGAGGACGUGGACGUGGUCGAGGUCAAAAUCAUGGUCAUGGGAGAGGACGAGGAAGAAGAUUCCGUCCGUCUGAUGAAAGAAAUAAAAAGGACUUCCACGAGAAUGAAAGGGGCCGAGAUGAUAAAAGGCAAACAGAAAAGGUUUGCUACAGAUGUGGCAUGAAAGGUCAUUGGGUACGUACUUGUCGUACGCCAAGACACUUAGCCGAUCUGUAUAGAGAAUCCCAAAAGGGAAAAGAGAAAAGUGGAGGUGAAACGAAUUUCAUCUCUGAUGAACCCGGGCCAUCCUUUCACGGUUUAAAUGAUGAUACUCAUCUUGACGUAUCAGAUUUUUUGGUUGAGCCAGAAAAUAUCGAUGUGUGA